Messenger RNA from Homo sapiens (human), 2754 nucleotides. It is a transcript of the gene CACNG7, whose product is annotated as calcium voltage-gated channel auxiliary subunit gamma 7. Lineage: Eukaryota; Metazoa; Chordata; Mammalia; Primates; Hominidae. The record is from RefSeq and is marked reviewed. The coding region runs from base 270 to 1097 and encodes 275 amino acids. Gene Ontology annotation, cellular component: postsynaptic density membrane; cerebellar mossy fiber; early endosome. Gene Ontology annotation, biological process: regulation of mRNA stability; neurotransmitter receptor localization to postsynaptic specialization membrane; calcium ion transport. The transcript has 6 exons.
AGUAGCCAAUGAGCGGCCGCCGGUUCCUGCUCCCGGCUCCGUCCGCCGAGUGAGGCCGCGGCCGCGGGGGGUGGGGGGUGGGAGGCCGGGAGGGGGCCGGGACGCCGGGCUCCGGGGCGGGGGCGGGGGGCGCGGGCACCGGCGACCCCGGUGGCGGCGGCGGCGGCCGGGGGAAGCCUCGGGGCCGGUCAUGCGGCUGCGGGGCCCGCGGCCCGGAGCGUCCGCCCAGCCCUGAGCGAGGCCCCGCAGGGCGCCCCCUGCCUCUGAGGAUGAGUCACUGCAGCAGCCGCGCCCUGACCCUGCUGAGCAGCGUGUUUGGUGCGUGUGGCCUGCUCCUGGUAGGCAUCGCGGUCAGCACUGACUACUGGCUGUACAUGGAAGAAGGCACAGUGCUACCGCAGAACCAGACCACCGAGGUCAAGAUGGCCCUGCACGCCGGCCUCUGGCGAGUCUGCUUCUUUGCAGGUCGGGAGAAAGGUCGCUGUGUGGCCUCAGAAUAUUUUCUUGAACCGGAGAUCAAUUUGGUGACGGAAAACACGGAGAAUAUUCUGAAGACAGUGCGCACGGCCACCCCCUUCCCCAUGGUCAGCCUCUUCCUCGUGUUCACGGCCUUCGUCAUCAGCAACAUCGGCCACAUCCGCCCGCAGAGGACCAUUCUGGCUUUUGUCUCUGGCAUCUUCUUCAUACUAUCGGGCCUCUCCUUGGUGGUGGGCUUGGUUCUUUACAUCUCCAGCAUCAACGACGAGGUCAUGAACAGGCCCAGCAGCUCUGAGCAGUAUUUUCAUUAUCGCUACGGGUGGUCUUUUGCCUUCGCCGCUUCCUCCUUCCUACUCAAAGAGGGGGCCGGCGUGAUGUCCGUGUACCUGUUCACCAAGCGCUACGCGGAGGAGGAGAUGUACCGUCCACACCCGGCCUUCUACCGCCCGCGUCUCAGCGACUGCUCCGACUACUCGGGCCAGUUCCUGCAGCCCGAGGCGUGGCGCCGCGGCCGGAGCCCCUCCGACAUCUCCAGCGACGUGUCCAUCCAAAUGACGCAGAACUACCCUCCCGCCAUCAAGUACCCGGACCACCUGCACAUCUCCACCUCGCCCUGCUGAGGCCCGCCCCUCGGAGCUCCCCCUGCCUCCUCCUCCUCCUCGUCUUAGGGGGGUCUCCCUGCAAUGCAGCGCCCCCUUCCGUCCUCGGGACUCCUCGCUCCCACCCGGAGGAGGCUGCGCCAGCUUUAGGCCCCGCCCUCCUCCCAAUGGCUCCGCCCACAGACUCCCUUAUUUCAAUGGCCGCGCCCUCUUUUCCCGACCUCUCCUUUUCAUUGGUCCCUCUCACUCCCAAAUGACUCCUCCCCUUCGUUGGCCCGCCCCUUUCCUCUGGCCCCUCCUCUCCAAGAAAAUUAGCUCCUCCCUCGUUCUCCACCUGCUCUGAGCUGGGAGCAGCCAGAGGCGGUGCAAGCGCCCAGCUCCCCAGAGCUCCCCAACCUCGGACCUCACCGCAGGGGCGCUGGGCUGGAGAGCAGGUUCGGGCAGCCGUCGGGAAUACCGACCAUCCUCUUCUCCCUUCUAACCUGGGCUUCCUUUUUCCCUGCCUAAUCUCACCUCCUGACCUGCUGGGUCCUCCGGUGCAGUGGGAGGGCCGGCUUGCUCCACCCGCAGCCCCGGGGUGGCGUAGGGAAGGGGGCUGGAAGCCACGGGUACGGUUAACCUGGCCCUUCCCUCCCCAUCUCCCCUACUUCCCUGGAAGGUCCCAUUCUUUCUCACCGGCUGGGCUCUUUUCUGCUUCCUGAAGGUUACCUGCCUUUUAGGGGGCUCUUGUCUAAAGGAUCUUCUUGCUUUCUCAGCUAUCCUUGGCUUCUUUUUCGUCUUCCUCCUCCUUUAACUCUUUCUCUCCUUUCCUCCCUUCACCCGUUCGUCCCAAGCCCUUGGGUGCAUCCCGCCCUAGGCGCACACCAGACGGCCAGAAUGGGGACCCUAGGGUGGAGGGAAUUCCCCCACGCCAUCUCCGCACCUGUGCCCGCCUCUCCCCCCUCGAGGCCCCGUCGAGGGAGGGAGGGGCAGUAGCGGGGGUCGACACCCCCCCCAAACCUCUAAGUCUUCCAUUUUCUGGCUCUCCUCCUCAUUGACGUCCCUCUUCCCCCCUCAGAACCCCAACUCUGGCCUCUUUCAAGGGCCCGUCCGCCCCGUUGGACAGAUUUUGGGGGGAGAGGAGGUCACCAGGAACUCGCCCACCCCCCCUUAUUAGGGAAAGAGGGGCGAGGUAGCACAGUGCUGUACACGGAACCAGAAUGGCCCCCGGGGUGGGGGGAGGGGGGCAGGGGAGGGACGGGGGCUUUUAGUUUGCAUCUUAGGUGGGAGGGGGGAGGGGGGACCCGCCGCAGUUAACCUGACUUUACGCAGCGAUUUUUAACGAGGCUGGGGGGAGGGGGGCACUGGGGUGGGGACAGGGUGGGGUGGGGGGCCUGGCUCUGUUAUUUACCGUGUAUCAUAUGUAAAUAUCGACAGAAACUUCAAUAAACUUUAUUUCAAACACGUCUCCGCCUGCCCGGAGGGAAGGGAUUGGAUAGAGGGGGCUUAGUCUGGGUCUCUGCUUCUAGGGUUGCAGGCCUAAAGUACUGCAGAAUGACGUUAGAUGGGUCGUUGUUAAAUGACUUAAUCAUCAUCAUUAUCAACGGCAGCGCUUUAUACUUCAGUCCGUGUAAAGCAUGCAGGACCGUAAAUGAUACUGGUCAGGAUCAAUAAACGCUUUCUCCUGGUAUUAUUAUGA